Messenger RNA from Vicia villosa (hairy vetch), 1689 nucleotides. Its product is annotated as protein ROOT INITIATION DEFECTIVE 3-like. The record is from RefSeq and is a predicted model, not a curated record. Bases 1 to 1407 code for a protein of 468 amino acids. Gene Ontology annotation, molecular function: protein binding. Lineage: Eukaryota; Viridiplantae; Streptophyta; Magnoliopsida; Fabales; Fabaceae. Gene Ontology annotation, biological process: rRNA processing; DNA-templated DNA replication. Gene Ontology annotation, cellular component: nuclear pre-replicative complex. The transcript is spliced from 9 exons.
AUGGUGGAAGAACGAGAGGCAUUGGUAGCAUGCAGCGAUCAAAGCAUGAGAAUUGGAGUGACGAUAUGGGACAUGAAAACAGGAGAAAAGAUUAUCCAUAUACCAACAUGUUCUUCACCACCUUUUGGUUUGUUGUGUUUAAGAAAUCAGUUCCUUGUGGCAUCACAAUUGAACAAACAUGGAUCUAUGGGUGGUGGAUCCAUUGUUGUAUGGCCCUUGAACAAGCCUCAUCAACCGAUUAUGAAUAACACAGUGGAAGCCAUUGGGCCAAUUUCUUGCACAAAAGAUGGCAUAUACCUUGUGGGAGGUGGUUUAUCUGGAAAUGCUUAUAUUUGGAAUGUGAUUAAUGGAAAAUUGUUGAAGACUUGGGCAGCUCAUUACAAAUCUAUAAAACACAUAAUGUUUUCAAAUGAUGAUUCUCUUCUUGUUUCUGGUUCAGCUGAUGGCAUGUUGUGUGUUUGGUCCAUGAUAAGUUUGUUAGAUGUGGAAGAAUCAGAAAGCUACAAUCCUUUAUUACAUCAUUUGCCAGGGCAUAUGUCCUCAAUAACAGGCCUUUUAGCUAUACCUUGCAAUUGUUAUUCAUUUAUAAUAUCAAGUGCUAUUGAUGGAACAUGCAAGGUUUGGGACUUUAUCACUGGAAAGCUUGUGCAAACUCAAGGCUAUCCUUUGGCAAUAACUUGCAUUGCCCUUCAUGAAGGUGAAAGUCUUUUGUUUUGUGGUACAGAAAAUGGAACAAUAUUUGUCAACAAACUUGAUAUUGGUUUGGAAGAUGGUUUUAAUUCAAUUAUUAGAGGAGAUCAAUCACUUGAACUCAAAGGACACAGUGGAGCCAUUAUUGCAUUGACAUCUAGUAGGACAAGCCUAAUAUCUUCUUCUGAAGACUGCACAAUAUGCAUAUGGGAUGUCAUCAACUGGACAAUCACUCGAAGAUUUAAUCUUGAAAAAGGGAAAGUAACUAAUCUCGUGGUAAUACUUCGAUCUUCGGCUCUCUCCACAUCAAAUCAUACAAGAGGCUCCAAUCAAUACAAUAUCUCUCCAUUGGGCAAGUCUCCUCUACAAAUCAAUGGACACAGUGAAACUACAUCUCUUAAUUCUUUGUGUCGCCUCUUCAAAGAAAAACAAACUCACAUUGAUUUAAGAAGCACUGGCUUAUUGAGACAAAGCAUUUAUGGUCCACAGAAAGCACAUGUGUCUAUGGCCAUGACCAUGCAAAUGAAAGUGGACAAAAAUAUUGAGAAUCGUUCAUGGGCAACAAAGAUGGCAAAACAUGUUAUGGUGAUAAACAGAAAGAUGCAGUCACGACUGUUGGACUUGAUACAUCGUAGAUUGUUUUGCACUAACAAAAUAAACUCUCAAAAAAGAGGAAUGGUGAGUAUGAAGCAAAGGAAAGGGAUCAAGAAGCCAUAAAAAUGUAGCAAAGAAAUUAAGCUGAAAGUGCACUAGAGGCAAAGACUCAAGUUAAAUUUGUUGAGCAAGCGCCCCUCGAUCAGUGAAUCUGAGACGGAAAAUUUCCUUUGUGAAAUAGGACAAAUUUAUUGUGUGAGCCACACUUUGCUUAGUGAAUAACGAUGGAAUCAAAUAUCUAUAAAUAUAGUAUUUGGUUGUCAAAAGGAGUUAGCUUUUGAUGUAUAGUUUUAGUUUUGUUUUCUCACACCAACGAGAGAGAGUUUGAGUGGUUCAUUACAUUGA